AUGACAUUGGCCGGCUUCGUGGUGGCGCUGGUGAUAGGGACGCUUGCCCGGAGCCCGCGGCCGGGCAAGUCUCCGCCGGCCUCCCGGCCCGCCCGCCCCCCGCAGCCCCCCGCCGGCUGCCCCGCCGGGGCUUCCCCGCGCCCAGCGCCCCUGGCGACCGCGGCGGCCGCGCUGCCGCGCGGGGGGCGGCCGGGCGCCGCGGGGACGCCGCAGCUCCUGCGCCCUCCCGCCAGGCGCCGGCUGAGCCCGGGCCGGGGGCCGCCCGGCUGCGAGCAAGGGUCAGUGAGACUCCGGGGUGGCAAGAAUGAGUUUGAAGGUACAGUGGAAGUUUAUUUGAAUGGAAUCUGGGGAACAAUCUGUGGGAGCCAUUGGGACAAUAAUGAUGCAACAGUUGUAUGUCGACAGCUUGCACUUGGUGAGAAAGGUACAGCGAAACACAUACCAUUUUCUGGACUGGGCCUUAUUCCUGUUUUCUGGAGUGAAGUGCGUUGUCGUGGUGAUGAAGACAAUAUACUGUUAUGUGAAAAAGACACCUGGCAGGAUGGAACAUGUCCUCAAAAAAUGGCAGCUGCUGUCACAUGUAGCUCCUCCCUGGCCCCCGUGUUUACUCCGAUCCGGCUGGCUGGAGGGAACAACGCCCACGAAGGAAGAGUAGAAGUCUACCACGGUGGCCAGUGGGGGACAGUCUGUGAUGAUCAGUGGGAUGACGCAGAUGCUGAAGUUGUCUGCCGGCAGCUUGGCCUCGGGGGUGUUGCCAAGGCCUGGGGCCAGGCUUACUUCGGAGAAGGCUCCGGCCCCGUGCUGCUGGAUGAAGUGCAGUGCACGGGAAAUGAACUGUCCAUAGAGCAGUGUCCAAAAAGCUCCUGGCGAGAACACAACUGUGCCCACAAAGAAGACGCCGGCGUUUCCUGCACGCCUCUCACAGAUGGUGCACUAAGACUCACAAGUGGGAAAGGCAGUCACGAGGGACGCCUGGAGGUCUAUCACAGUGGGCAGUGGGGCACCGUCUGCGAUGAUGGGUGGACAGAGCUGAACACGCAGGUGGUUUGCCGGCAGCUGGGAUUUAAGUAUGGCAAAAGUGCAGGUCUGGAAAAAGAGAGCUCCUCAGAAGGGAGCUCUGGGCCCAUCUGGCUGGAUGAUGUCAGCUGCUCCGGGAAGGAGACAAACCUUCUGCAGUGUUCACGGGGGCAGUGGGGAAAGCACGACUGCAACCAUCAGGAGGAUGUCAGGCUCAUCUGCCAUCCAGAUAACGACAGCCACAAGCUCUCACUUGGUCCUCCCAUCAGGCUGAUGGAUGGUGAGAAUAAGAAGGAAGGACGUGUGGAGAUUUUUAUCAAUGGCCAGUGGGGCACGAUUUGUGAUGAUGGAUGGUCUGAUAAGGAUGCAGCUGUAGUCUGCCGACAGCUUGGCUACAAAGGUGCAGCUAGAGCAAGGACAAUGGCCUAUUUUGGUGAGGGCAAAGGCCCCAUCCAUGUGGAUAACGUGAAGUGUACAGGCAAUGAGAGAUCCCUGGCAGACUGCAUCAAGCAGGACAUUGGGACGCACAACUGCCGGCACAGUGAGGACGCGGGUGUGAUCUGUGACCACCUCAGCAAGAAGGCCCCUGGCAACAGCAAUAAAGAUUCUCUUGCCUCUGUUUGUGGACUGAGGUUACUACAUCGCCGACAAAAGCGAAUAAUUGGUGGGAAAAAUUCUUUACGGGGCGGCUGGCCGUGGCAGGUGGCACUGCGACUGAAAUCCUCUCACGGUGAUGGGAGACUCCUGUGUGGGGCUACUCUGAUCAGCAGCUGCUGGGUGCUCACUGCUGCACACUGCUUCAAAAGGUAUGGCAACAACACUCGGAAUUACGCUGUGCGAGUCGGAGACUAUCACACCCUGGUACCAGAGGAGUACGAGGAAGAAAUUGGAGUGCAACAGAUUGUGAUGCAUAAAGAGUACAGGCCUGACAGCAGCGACUACGACAUUGCCUUGGUGAGGCUACAGGGCCCAGAGGAACAGUGUGCCAGGUUCAGCACCCACGUCUUACCUGCCUGUUUGCCAUUAAGGAGAGAGAGACCACAGAAAACUGCUCCCAACUGUUAUAUCACUGGAUGGGGGGACACAGGACGGGCUUAUUCAAGAACACUACAACAGGCUGCCAUCCCCUUACUUCCCAAGAGGGUAUGUGAAGAGCGCUACAAAAGAAGAUUCACGGGAAGAAUGCUCUGUGCUGGAAAUGUCCAGGAACAGAAACGUGUUGACAGCUGUCAGGGAGACAGUGGUGGACCACUGAUGUGUGAACGUCCAGGGGAAAGCUGGGUUGUGUAUGGUGUGACCUCCUGGGGCUACGGCUGUGGGGUCAAAGAUUCCCCAGGUGUCUACACAAAAGUAUCCUCUUUUGUGCCCUGGAUAAAAAGUGUGACCAAACUAUGAAUGUCUGGAAUGAAA
Manacus vitellinus (golden-collared manakin) is the source of this 2427-nucleotide messenger RNA. It is a transcript of the gene PRSS12, whose product is annotated as serine protease 12. The transcript has 13 exons. Gene Ontology annotation, cellular component: membrane. The coding region runs from base 1 to 2412 and encodes 803 amino acids. Lineage: Eukaryota; Metazoa; Chordata; Aves; Passeriformes; Pipridae. The record is from RefSeq and is a predicted model, not a curated record. Gene Ontology annotation, biological process: proteolysis. Gene Ontology annotation, molecular function: serine-type endopeptidase activity.